AUGUCAUAUGCACAAUAUUAUCGAUACUUUAAAAGCAACAACAUAAUACCUCAAGAGCCUUCAAAUGAUCUAAAGGAAUGGUUGGAUAAAGAAAAGGCAAUUAUUUUUCCUUACAGUAUAUUUUCUGAUAUUGCUUAUAUCAAUGAAGGUGCUUCGGGAAAAAUUUAUAGAGCUAAAUGGAAGAGCGAUAUAGAUGUAGCAUUGAAAGAAAUUAAAGAUGACGUUGAUUCGAGACGAUUUAUUUACGAGUUUAGUUCACAUAAACAAGUUGAUUAUGGUGACAGUAUUUUGAAUAUUUACGGAGUAACACAAGAUCCUGACUCGAGAAAUUAUUUAUUGGUUUUGCAAUAUGCAAACCACGGGACGCUCCAUGAAUAUUUGUCUGUAAAUGCUGAUAAAUUGUAUUGGGGAAACAAACUAUGUUUGGCAUAUCAGCUUGCUAGUGGUAUACAAACAUUACACCAAGAAGGAAUAAUUCAUCGAGAUUUGCAUGCUCGAAAUAUUCUUGUAGUUAAUAACAAUAUUAAAAUUUCGGAUUUUGGAUUAUCAGGAUCCAGAAAACAAGUUUACGGAAACAUAAAAUAUACAGAUCUCAGAUACCCCAAAGAUGAGAAAUCGGACAUCUUUAGUUUAGGAGUUUUGUUAUGGCAAAUUUCAAGUUGUAAACCGCCGUAUGAAUCAAUUAAAGAUGUCCGGGAUAUUCAUCUGAAUAAUCUAAGAGAAACUAAAGUCGAUGGAACACCUGAAGUGUACUUUGAUUUGUACACCAGGUGUUGGGAUCCAGAACCAAAUAAUCGACCUGAUAUCAAAUAUGUUGUUGAAUGUCUUGACGAACUAAGACAACAUUAUUACACUGUACCAAAUAUUAUUCAAGAGUAUCCGAGCGGGUGCUUACAAAGUGCUUCGACAGAUCAUAGCCAUAGCAGUGGAACGUAUCAUAAGCUUGAUUUGCACGAACUUAUAAAUGAACGCCAUAUGAAACAAAUUAUGGGUAGCACUAGUAAUAGUAAUCAAUACAUUAGUGACUCUAACAUUUGUGACACUAACAACAGUGACAAUAAUGACAAUACAAUUAACAUUGAUAACUCUUUUAAUAAUGUAGAAGGCUGUAAAAAUGAAGUUGAUUAUCAUUCUGUCGGAGUGAAGAAUACAAUUAAUGACUUGAAAAUGUCAUUGAAUGGUGAUAAUGAAGAAGAAUAUGAACCUUGGUUUUUUUUAAUGAAACUUUUUUUAUCUCAAACAACGCCAAACUUUUCUUGUUACCUAAGGCGUUAG
This is a messenger RNA of Entrophospora candida, 1275 nucleotides long. The record is from the annotation of a GenBank genome assembly. NCBI's taxonomy places the organism in Eukaryota, Fungi, Glomeromycota, Glomeromycetes, Entrophosporales, Entrophosporaceae.